UAUAAAUAUGCCUCACUCAUUCGGUUACAGGGCUAGAACCAGACACAUGCAUGCAAGACCAAACAGAAAGCAUGGUCUGCAAACUCCUUCUAAAGCUUUGACUAUUUUCAAAAUGGGAGAUCUCGUCGAUAUUGUCACUGAUGGUGCCGUCCAUAAAGGUAUGCCAUACAAAUGCUAUCACGGUAAAACCGGAAAGGUCUUCUCAGUCUGCCCAAGAGGUAUUGGAGUCGCUGUUAGCAAGAGAGUCAGAACUAGAAUUUUAACCAAGAAACUCUACGUCAGACACGAGCAUUUGAGAAAGUCUAAAUGCAGAGAUGCUUUCUUGAGAAGAAUUAAGAGAGAUUUGAAGAAGAAACAAGAAGCCAAGAAAGAGGGAAAGAUUAUCAGCACUAAAAGAGUUCCACCACAGCCAAGAAGAGCCCAUGUUGUCAAGGAAGAAAACAUUGAAUACUUAGCUCCUCUCAGAUUCAGAGAUAUUUUCUAAUUGCUUGAUAAACAUAAU
Molecule: messenger RNA, 502 nt
Organism: Moneuplotes crassus
Lineage: Eukaryota; Ciliophora; Spirotrichea; Euplotida; Euplotidae
Source: the annotation of a GenBank genome assembly